Rhododendron vialii is the source of this 1096-nucleotide messenger RNA. RefSeq names its product short-chain dehydrogenase reductase 2a. The transcript has 2 exons. The coding region runs from base 80 to 997 and encodes 305 amino acids. Gene Ontology annotation, molecular function: oxidoreductase activity, acting on the CH-OH group of donors, NAD or NADP as acceptor. NCBI's taxonomy places the organism in Eukaryota, Viridiplantae, Streptophyta, Magnoliopsida, Ericales, Ericaceae. The record is from RefSeq and is a predicted model, not a curated record.
CGCUUCUCUCUCUCUCUCUCUCUCUCUCUCUCUCUCUGACGCACAAAUUCUUCUUCAUAUAUUUAUUCAAGUGUUAACAAUGCCUGCUCAAGUGAUGGCUGAGAAAAGUUUCGAAGGAAUUCAUGGUUCCGGCAACGAAAAUAUUUCUCCCUCCUUCAAGAGAUUGGAGGGAAAGAUAGCAAUUGUGACCGGUGGUGCUAGAGGGAUUGGUGAAGCAACAGUGAGACUCUUUGCAAGGCAUGGUGCUAAGGUGGUCAUUGCCGAUGUUGAGGACACUCUUGGAAUUUCUCUUGCCACCUCACUAUCUCCCUCAGUAACCUACACACAUUGUGAUGUUAGCUCAGAAGAAGACGUCAGAAACUUGAUUAACUCGACCGUUUCUCGCUAUGGGCGCCUUGAUAUCCUCUUCAACAAUGCAGGAGUGCUCGGAAACCAGUCCAAGCACAAAAGCAUAGUAGACUUUGACGCGGACGAAUUCGACCGUGUGAUGAGAGUAAACGUGAGAGGGGUUGCCCUGGGAAUGAAGCACGCAGCGCGUGUGAUGAUUCCAAGAGGGAGUGGAAAUAUCAUUUCCACGUCGAGUGUGGCCGGAGUCAUGGGAGGGAUGGGUCCACAUGCUUACACUGCUUCAAAGCAUGCGAUUGUGGGGUUAACCAAGAACUCGGCCUGCGAGUUAGGGAGGUAUGGAAUCAGGGUUAAUUGCAUUUCGCCUUUUGGGGUGGCGACGGAAAUGCUGGUUAGGGCAUGGAGAAGAGGGGAUGAAGAAGAAGAACAAGAAGAUGAGUGCAUGAGUUUUGGGAGACCUUGUGAGAACGAGGUGGAGAAAAUGGAGGAGUUUGUGAGAGGGUUGGCUAACUUGAAAGGUGAAAUUCUUAGGGCUAGAGAUAUAGCUGAGGCUGCCCUUUACCUUGCUAGUGAUGAAUCCAAGUAUGUAAGUGGUCAUAACCUUGUUGUGGAUGGUGGGGUUACCACCUCAAGAAAUUGUGUUGGCUUGUAACUUAACUUUCAAUAUUAAUUUGUACUCUACCUUCAUUUGUAUUUGUUUUUGUUUUUGUUUUUGUGUGAAAUCAACAUUGCAAAGUCCAUUGAGGUUGUA